This is a messenger RNA of Electrophorus electricus (electric eel), 2227 nucleotides long. RefSeq names its product solute carrier family 47 member 1 (gene slc47a1). Gene Ontology annotation, molecular function: antiporter activity; xenobiotic transmembrane transporter activity. Gene Ontology annotation, cellular component: membrane. NCBI's taxonomy places the organism in Eukaryota, Metazoa, Chordata, Actinopteri, Gymnotiformes, Gymnotidae. The record is from RefSeq and is a predicted model, not a curated record. Gene Ontology annotation, biological process: xenobiotic detoxification by transmembrane export across the plasma membrane.
CUCACUGGGUGGCUGCAGGCAGCAGGUUACUUAAUCUGUUACUCUCUACCAAUUUUGCAUUUGUUGUUUUUGCAACUUGGCUUCCAUGGACUGACAGCACAAUCUUGGAUCUCGCUGUGGGACAGGAUAUUUCUUCUCGUGUUCUAUCUCCCUCUGUUCUUUCCCCUCUUCCAUGAUUAAAUGGACAAAGCUAGGAUCCCAGAGGCUGCAGAAUCCCUGGCAGGCAGUGGACAGGUCACCGAGGCAACAGCACCCAGUUCUAGGCUGUUCCGUUGUGGCUUUGUGCAACGCUGGGUACCCCUGGCUUACAGAGAGGAGCUCUAUCAGGUCCUCCACCUAACUGGGCCUCUGCUCAUUUCCCGGAUCCUAAGCUUUCUUCAGCCUUUUGUUAACACCAUAUUUGUUGGUCAGCUAGGCAAUGCUGAACUGGCUGGAUAUGCCCUGGCAUCUGCGACCCUCAGUGUUACCACAAUUGCAACAGGAUAUGGUCUGGCCUUAGCAUGUGACACACUGGUGUCUCAGACAUUCGGCAGUAAGAAGCUAAAGCGCGUGGGGGAGAUCUUGCAGAGGAGUGUCCUGAUCCUGCUGCUCUUCUGUCUGCCAUGCUGGGCCUUGCUCAUUAACGCCGAGUCCAUUCUGCUGGCCAUGCAGCAGCAGGCUGAGGUGGCCAGAAUUGCACAGGUGUAUGUGCUUGCAUUUCUGCCAGCUGUACCUGCAACGUUUUUGCACCAGCUGCAGGUGUCGUACCUUCAAAACCAGGGGAUCAUUCUGCCUCAGAUGUACACCGCCGCCGCAGCCAACAUACUGAACGUGGUGGUCAACUAUGUCCUCAUCUUCUGGAUGGAACAAGGUGUAAUGGGCUCUGCUGUGGCCUGUAGCAUUGCAAACAUCUCCAUCUGUCUCCUGCUGUUUGGUUACAUACGCUGGAAAAAGCUGCAUGUCAAGACAUGGGGUGGCUGGUCCAUCGCAUCACUGCAGGAGUGGGAUACAUUCAUGCAGCUAGCCAUACCUAGCACACUAAUGCUCUGUUUUGAGUGGUGGAUUUAUGAAAUUGGAGGUUUCCUUGCAGGCAUGCUGGGAGAGGUUGAUCUUGCUGCCCAGCAUGUGCUGCUGGAGCUGAGUGCCAUCAUUUACAUGUUUCCUCUGGGUGUACAUGCUGCAGCUUGUGUACGUGUAGGUAAUGCUUUGGGCGCAGGAGACACCGCAAGAGCCCUUAUCACCAGCAAAGUGACCCUCACUGUCUCAGGUAUACUGGCUUUAUUACAGGGCAUUGUGCUGGGUUUCACAAAAUCAGUAUUGGGCUUUAUCUUUACAAGUGAUGUGACCAUUGUAAAUAUUGUCUCAGAAAAUAUGACAUUCUACAUUUUUUUACAGUUUUUUGAUGCCCUUGUGUGUGUGAGUUCUGGGAUUCUUCUGGGCUCAGGGAAGCAGAAGAUAGCAGCCAUAUCCAACCUAAUCUGUUACUACUGUAUUGGACUCCCUCUUGGAAUAUCACUGAUGUUUGCUGCAGAUCUUAGGAUUCUGGGUCUGACCCUUGGCCUCCUGGUCUGUGUUGUCAUCCAGGCUUGCUUUUUCAUCACACUCAUCUUUAAACUCAACUGGAAAAAAGUGACACAGCAGGCCCAGAAACGUGCUGGAAAGACCACAAAAGCAACAUGUGUAGUCCAGAAGGUGCCAGCCUGUACACCAGUAAUUGACACAUUGCUUCUUGAAGAACAGGACAGCGUGGAGCAAAUUAUUUAUGGAGGAACUGUGGCCCAGUUAAUGAAUGUUGGCUCUAAACUGGCUGUGGUUGAGGACGGUGAGCCAGGGGAGGGCCGUCCCAAAUCUCUGCUCUCUGUCCCUCAACUAGUGCUGAGGAGAGGACUCACACUGCUGGCUGCACUCCUGGUCCUGGCUGCAGGGGUUGUGGUUCACCUGACCUGCCCUCUUCCAGAGCCUUUUCACCAAAUUAAAAGCAACCUCACCAUGGAGUGGUGGAACUACACCACCCCUGCUCCCUUUCCCAAAAGUAGAGCCAGUUAAUCACUCACUAUCCUGAGUGAGGCUAAUUGUUCAGCUGAAAUGAUUGACACUGUAGUAGUAGUCCAACCACUUUUGAGCAGGUUUACCAAACAUCUGGUCAGCAUAUUAAAACAAAUAUUUGCCUUCUUGCCUUGUAAACUACCCAUUACAAGUGCACACACACACACACACACACACACACACACACACACACACACACACA